AAAAAACUAGCCUCGAGAGAGAGAACAUGACUUGGCUUUUCAAAUUCAUUUCAAAGCCUAAUUUUUUUUUUCCCUGUAUCUGAGAACUUUCUUUCAAACUACCUUCGGCCUUCAAGGCAACUUCCAGAUUUGAAAUAUCUCAAGUACUACGUACAAUAUAAAACCAAUCCAUCGAUCGAGAUCUUGAUCAAAAUCAUCAUUGAAAGAGAUCUUGAUCAUGGAAUUGCAAAUGGUAUUAUUUCGGAUGCUUGUGUUAGUGAUCAUGUGCUCAGUUAAUCCAUUCGCGCGGGCAUCAGAAGUAAUAAACAGUUCAUGUCUAGAAGAUUGUGGGAAUGUAAGCAUUCCAUACCCUUUUGGAAUUGGAAAUGGUUGCUACGUUGGAGAUUGGUUUGAGAUAGUUUGCAAAUCAUCAAAUGACUCUUAUGAUCCGAGAUUUCUAAAACCCUUUUUAAAGAAGUUCAACCGAGAGGUGCUGGAUAUUAACAUAACUGCAUCCACAGUUCGCGUCGAGUAUCCCAUAUUUUCGAGCUGUACCAAUGGCAUGGAGAGCACAAAUAAUUCGGAGUUAGCGAAAGCUCCUUUCUUCUUCUCCGACAUCAACAACAACUUCGUUGCCAUGGGUUGCCACAACGAUGCCUCCAUGCGGUCCAUUUUUCCCGAUCCCUCGAUUUCAUAUGGUGGGUGCAAAUCCCCUUGUGACAAAGCUCCAUUCACAUAUGGAAGUUUUUGCAACGCCACAAACUGUUGCCAAACUGCAGUCCCUUCUCAUCUCCAUGCAUUCUCUACAGUUAUAGAGCCAAAAAAUAAUGGCCGUAGUGAUGAGUGCAACUACGCAUUUUUGAUAGACCGGAAUUGGUUUGAGACCAAAUUCACAAAGCCGAAUCCAAAUAUGUCUGUUCCAGUAGUAUUAGAAUGGGGGAUUGACAAUGCUUCUCUCUAUUCUCUUCCCACAGUGAAAAACUCAAACUUGACGGCAAUAUUGGAAUACAAUAGCUCAAUGGCCUAUUAUUGUUCUCGACCACAGAUCACGAGGAUUGGAGACUCUAGUGCUCCUAGGUGUCGGUGCAACAAUGGCUACAGAGGAAAUCCCUACCUUCUUCGAGGAUGUCGAGAUAUUGACGAAUGUGCAAGCGCUCACCUCAACCGAUGUGCAUAUGAAGAACGCUGUGAAAAUACUGAAGGCUAUUACCGUUGUGUCCCUUCUAAUUAUAAGAGCAAGAAGCCUUUCAUAAUCAUAGGUGUUAGCACAAGUCUUGGUGUAUUAUUUCUGAUUUUCGGUGGAUGGUGGUCAUACAAAGUGAUAAAGAAAAGGAGGAGGGUUAAACGCAAGGAGAAAUUCUUCAAACAAAAUGGUGGACUACUGCUAGAGAAACAACUAUCUACAAACAACAAAGACAAUGUUGAGAACAUCAAAUUAUUUAAUUCAAAGGAAUUGGAGAAGGCCACUGAUCAAUUUAGUGCAGAUAGAAUAAUUGGACAUGGUGGACAAGGCACUAUUUACAAAGGUAUGUUGGCAGAUGGAAGAAUUGUUGCAAUUAAAAAGUCCAACAUAAUAGAUGAAGAGAAACUUCAAGAAUUCAUAAAUGAAGUCGUGAUUCUUUCAAAAAUUAAUCACAGAAAUGUGGUUAAGCUACUUGGCUGUUGUUUAGAGACGGAAGUUCCGCUUCUAAUUUAUGAAUUCAUUUCUAAUGGAACUCUUGCCCAAUAUCUCAAUGGGCAAAAUGAGAAGUUUCCACCUACAUGGGAUAUGCGUUUACGAAUUGCUAUAGAAGUUGCAGGGGCUCUUUUCUACUUGCAUUCAGCAGCUUCUUCACCCAUUUACCAUCGUGACAUUAAGUCUACAAACAUCCUCUUAGAUGAGAAGUAUAGAGCGAAAAUAGCAGAUUUUGGAAUUUCAAGAUAUGUUAAUAUCGAUCAAACUCAUCUAAGCACACUAGUACAUGGAACUUUUGGAUAUGUAGACCCUGAGUAUUUUCAGUCAAGCCAGUUUACGGAUAAGAGUGACGUUUAUAGUUUUGGUGUUGUUCUUGCUGAGCUCUUAACGGGAGAAAAAGCUAUCUCAUCAACAGGAAUGAGAGAUACUAAAAGUUUAGCUACAUUUUUUGUUAGUUCGAUGGAAGGGAACAAUUUAUUUGGCAUCCUUGAUAGUCAAGUUUUGAAGGAAGCGGAAAAAGAAAAAAUCAUUACGGUUGCAAACCUUACGAAAAGAUGCUUGAACUUGAAAGGAAGGAAACGACCUACAAUGAGAGAAGUUGCAAUGGAAUUGGAGGUCAUCCAAAUGUCGCAAAGAGCUUCUAACCUUAAGCAAAAAUAUGGAGAGAUUGAAGAUGUCGAAACUGAAAUAUCAGAGCAAUAUGAUGUGACCUCAUCUUUAGAUUCACAAUCAUUAUUAUUAUCUACUUAAUCAUUAAGUGAUAUUACACAUUGAUUUGUGUCCUAUUAUAAAUGUUUGUUCAAUUUCAUCUUGUAAGCUUCAUCUUAUGUUAGUAUAAAGCAUAGACAUCCAGUUUUCUUUUCAUU
Carya illinoinensis is the source of this 2520-nucleotide messenger RNA. Its product is annotated as wall-associated receptor kinase-like 22. The transcript has 3 exons. Gene Ontology annotation, biological process: protein phosphorylation; cell surface receptor signaling pathway. NCBI's taxonomy places the organism in Eukaryota, Viridiplantae, Streptophyta, Magnoliopsida, Fagales, Juglandaceae. The coding region runs from base 218 to 2404 and encodes 728 amino acids. The record is from RefSeq and is a predicted model, not a curated record. Gene Ontology annotation, molecular function: ATP binding; protein serine/threonine kinase activity; polysaccharide binding. Gene Ontology annotation, cellular component: plasma membrane.